CCUUUCUCACUCACACACACACACACACACACACGCACACUUACUUUACUAAUCUUCACAAACUUAGCCUCUCCUCAAAAUUCACAUUUCUCCCCAAAAAAAAAAUCACAAUCAAAACAUGAGACAUCUCAUCCACUACAUCAUUCCUCUCACACUAGCAAUCACAAUCUCUCUCAUACUAACAUUCAACAAUAUCUCUCCCAAACCCCUCCCACCAUUCUCAUGCAGCCCCACCACCCCAUCCACCGCCUCCCUCCCCUUCUGUGACGCCCGUCUCCCCGUCGAGAGGCGCGCCCGAGACCUAGUCGGGCGCCUCACCCUCGACGAGAAGAUCGGCCAGCUCGUGAACAAGGCCGCGGCCAUACCCCGGCUCGGCAUCCCCUACUACGAGUGGUGGUCGGAGGCGCUGCAUGGCGUCGCCAUGGCGGCCGGAGUCGAGAACGGCUUCUCGUUCAACGGGACGAUCCGGGCAGCCACCAGUUUCCCUCAAGUCAUACUCACUUCAGCUACCUUUGAUGCUCAACUUUGGUACAAAAUAGCUAAGGCAACCGGAGAAGAGGGCAGAGCAAUAUACAAUGCAGGGGAGGCCACAGGCAUGACAAUGUGGUCACCAAACAUCAACAUCUUCCGCGACCCGAGGUGGGGCCGUGGCCAGGAGACCCCCGGAGAGGACCCCUUGGUCGCGAGCAGGUACGCUGUGGCGUUUGUCCGAGGGCUCCAAGGUGACGCCUUUGAAGGCGGCCGUCUCUCAAAUGACGGCCGCCUUCUGCUCUCUGCUUGCUGCAAGCAUCUCACUGCCUAUGAUUUGGAUCAUUGGAAGGGAAUUCACCGUUUCACCUUCAAUGCUCAAGUUACAAAGCAAGAUAUGGCAGAUACAUUCCAGCCACCUUUCAAAAGCUGCAUCCAAGAGGGGAAAGCCAGUGGGAUAAUGUGUGCUUACAAUCUCGUCAAUGGCGUCCCGAGCUGCGCUGAUCGACAUCUUCUGACCGAGACAGCUCGCAAAGAAUGGGGUUUCGAUGGCUAUAUAGUCUCAGAUUGUGACGCGGUUUCGCUCAUUCAUGAGAAGCAGAACUAUACAGACUCACAUGAAGACGCCGUCGCCGCAGUUCUCAAAGCAGGAAUGGAUCUCAACUGCGGCUCCUACUUGUCCGACCACGCAAAAUCAGCCGUCGAAAAGGGCAAGCUAUCGGAAUCCGACAUCGACAGAGCCCUCCACAACCUCUUCUCCGUCCGAAUGAGGCUCGGCCUCUUCGACGGAAACUCUAAAACCCAAGCCCACAGCAACCUCCGCCACAACGACGUCGUAUGCACCUCCGACCACCAACAACUCGCUCUCACCGCCGCACGCGACGGCAUCGUACUCCUCAAAAACUCCCAAAACCUCCUCCCCCUAUCCACCUCUUCCACCAAAACCCUCGCCGUCAUCGGCCCCAACGCAGACAACACCGAAACCCUAGUCGGAAACUACGCCGGCCCGCCCUGCAGCCCCAUCACCCUACUCCAGGGCCUUAAAAGAUACGCAAAGAAGACGGUGUUUCAUCGCGGCUGUGAUCCGGCCGGGUGCGACUACGAUGGGGCGGAGGGAGUGGCGGGGUCGGCGGACUAUGUGGUUGUGGUGGUGGGGCUGAGUCAGGGGGAUGAGAGCGAGGAAAUGGACCGGGAGGGUUUGGAGCUGCCGAGGGAGCAGGCGGUGCUGGUGGAGAGGGUGGCGGCGGUGGCGAGGAGUCCGGUUGUGGUGGUGGUGAUGUGUGGUGGAGGGGUGGAUGUUUCGUUUGCGAGAGAUGAUGAGAGGAUUGGGGGGAUUUUGUGGGCUGGGUAUCCCGGUGAAGGAGGAGGGAGAGCGGUGGCAGAGAUUAUCUUUGGUCAUCAUAAUCCGGGAGGACGGCUCCCCAUGACGUGGUAUCCACAAGAUUUUACUAAAAUACCCAUGUCUAAUAUGAGGAUGAGGCCCGACCUCGAAUCAGGCUACCCGGGGCGCACCUAUAGAUUCUACCAAGGUGAGAAAGUGUUUGAGUUCGGAUAUGGUCUUAGCUACUCGAACUAUACAUACAAGUUCGUCUCGGUUAGCCAAAGCAAGCUCAAUUUGAAGACAUCAUCACCCACUGAGAAUAAUAGCAAGCUUGAGAAAAAACUAGGGUUUGUUAGGGUUUCGGAUAUCGGAUUGGAUUCUUGCCAUAAGGCGGGGUUUUCGGCUCUAGUUAGUGUCGUAAAUGAAGGGAGCAUGGUCGGGAAGCAUCCGGUGCUGCUUUUUUUUAGGCGGGAUCAAGGUCGGUUUGAUGCUCCGAUCAAACAGUUGGUCGGGUUUCGGACAGUGAGGUUGGAGGGGAAUGAGAGGGAAGAUGUUGAGUUUGAAGUGGAUCCAUGUCAACAUUUUGCUAGUGCUGAUGAAGAUGGAGUGAUGGUGAUUGAAUUAGGGCUGCAUUUCUUGGUUGUGGGAGAUCAAGAGUUUUCUAUUACUAUAAAUGUGUGAUCAAUUAUCAUGUGUUUGGAUGUGAGAUUGUUGAAUAAUUAAUUGUAGUUUGAACGAUAAUUAAUGGUGGUGAUUAAUGUAACUUGUUUGAUUGCCAUAUUUGAAAUAUUAAAUAUGAUGAAAUUAGAAAUGACUAAA
This is a messenger RNA of Salvia splendens (bonfire salvia), 2608 nucleotides long. Its product is annotated as probable beta-D-xylosidase 7. Gene Ontology annotation, cellular component: plant-type cell wall. The record is from RefSeq and is a predicted model, not a curated record. The coding region runs from base 119 to 2470 and encodes 783 amino acids. Lineage: Eukaryota; Viridiplantae; Streptophyta; Magnoliopsida; Lamiales; Lamiaceae. Gene Ontology annotation, molecular function: xylan 1,4-beta-xylosidase activity; alpha-L-arabinofuranosidase activity. Gene Ontology annotation, biological process: xylan catabolic process; arabinan catabolic process. The transcript is spliced from 5 exons.